GUGUUUAUGUUCGGGUCAGUGCCUCUGAAGACUUAUCUUCCUGACGGCGAUAUUGACUUAACCGCAUUUUCCCGGGGUCCAACCGUGAAGGACGCGUGGGUCCACGACGUUCAAGCGAUCCUGGAACGCGAAGAGCGGAACGCAGAUGCUCUUUUCCAAGUGAAAGAAGUUCAAUACAUCCACGCGGAGGUCAAGCUGAUCAAGUGUCUCGUGCAGAACAUUGUGGUUGAUAUCUCCUUCAACCAGCUAGGGGGCCUAUGCACGCUCGGGUUUCUAGAAGAGGUGGACGCUCUGAUUGGCCGGAACCACAUUUUCAAGCGGAGCAUUAUCCUGGUGAAGGCCUGGUGUUACUACGAGAGUCGAAUUUUAGGGGCCCACCACGGGCUCAUCUCCACAUACGGCCUGGAGACCCUCGUUCUGUACAUUUUCCACGUGUUCCAUAAGGAGCUGCACAGUCCGUUGCACGUGCUUGUCAAGUUUCUGGAGGUAUUCAGCAAGUUUGACUGGGAGCAGUUUUGCCUCAGCCUCAAAGGCCCCGUUCCUCUCUCGUCUCUACCCACCAUGCUCGCUGAGAGGCCUGGUGGAGUAGAGGACCUGCUCCUCACAGACGAGUUUCUGGCAGAAUGCUAUGCCAAGUACUCACUGGCUCCCAUGGUCCAGAAGCGGCCGUUCAUGGUCAAGUUCCUGAACAUCAUUGACCCUCUCCUGGACAAUAAUAACCUCGGCCGCAGCGUCAGCAAAG
Messenger RNA from Closterium sp. Naga37s-1, 742 nucleotides. The record is from the annotation of a GenBank genome assembly. Lineage: Eukaryota; Viridiplantae; Streptophyta; Zygnematophyceae; Desmidiales; Closteriaceae.